GGACCCCAAACCAGACUUGAUUGAGGAGGCGCUAUCAGUGAAGAAAAAUGGCGAUGGACCGCUCUCUGCAUAUGCCCAGAUUGCCAGUGGGGCAGCUUUGAUGGCAAUAUGUGUAAUGGCAUUCAGCCUGCGCCUCUUCUCUGUCGUCAAGUAUGAGAGUGUGAUCCACGAGUUCGAUCCUUACUUCAACUUCAGAGUGACAAUAUACUUGACGAAGGAGGGGUUCUACAAUUUGUGGAAUUGGUUCGAUGACAGAACAUGGUACCCUCUGGGUAGAGUCGUGGGCGGCACUGUGUACCCGGGUCUGAUAUGGACUGCAGGAGUGAUAUUCAAAGUCCUGCAUGCACUGAAUAUUCCCAUCAAUGUGCAAGAGGUCUGCGUGUUCACAGCCCCUUUGUUCUCAGCGUUCUGCUCCUUGGCGGCAUAUCUGCUCGUCAAGGAGAUCCGCGGGCAAGGAGCAGGCCUGACAGCUGCAGCAUUUAUGGCCAUGGUGCCAUCAUACAUUUCACGCUCAGUGGCUGGAUCUUUUGACAACGAAGGAGUGGCUAUCUUUGCGCUCGUAUUUGUCUUCUUCCUGUAUGUGAAGGCACUCAACACGGGCUCACUCGCGUGGUCAUCGGCAGCUGCUCUGGCCUACCUGUACAUGGUUGCUUCAUGGGGAGGCUAUUCCUUCAUCAUCAACCUUCUGCCCAUCCACUGCCUUGCUUCCAUCUUCACGGGGCGCCUCACUGCAAAGCUGUACAUUGCAUAUGCCCCGCUGAUUGUCUUGGGCACGCUGGAAGCUGCCAGCAUCCCUGUUGUGGGCUUCAAUGCUGUGCUGAUGUCGGAGCACUUCGGGGCUUUCUUUGCUUUUGGCAUCCUUCACGCUGCCUUGGCCAUCCGUUACAUCAAGGACAUACUCCCAGUGAAAGCCUACAACGCUGCAAAGACUUUGGUCCUGACCUGUGGAGUGUUACUGAUGAGCGGAAUCCUCCUUCUUGUCCUUUUCUAUGUGAUGAGCUCGCCAACAUUUGGAUGGACAGGCCGGAGUCUCAGCCUCCUGGAUCCAACAUACGCCUCCAAGUACAUCCCCAUCAUCGCGUCAGUCAGUGAGCAUCAGCCCCCGGCAUGGCCUUCGUACUUCACUGACCUGCAAGCCGCCAGCAUCUUGAUGCCUGCUGGCCUCAUCGCCCUCUUCUGGCCCCUGACUCCGGCAUCCCUGUUCCUCAUCCUGUAUGCCUGCACUGCAGUCUACUUUUCAGGAGUCAUGGUGCGUCUCAUGCUAGUUCUGGCCCCAGCAGCUUGCUGCUUGGCGGGAGUCGCACUGCAUGAGGCUCUGGCCGCUCUCUUCAAGGGCGUGCAUGCCUCUCCGAAAGAGCAGGAGAGCAAGCCGUCAAAAGAGGAUGCCAAGGCAAAGAAGCCCUCGAAGCCCACAAAGGCAAGCUUCUGGUCCAUCGUGCCUGGGUUCUCGGAGACUGGCCGGCCCAUCCCGAGGGACGCAGCCUGGGUAGGACUGGCUGGCCUGGCGUUUGUGGCGGUCUUCUACACAUGGCACAGCAUCUGGGUCAGCGCAGAAAUGUAUUCUGCCCCCUCCAUUGUGAUGCAGACCCGUGGGGGCGACGGCAGCAUCCACAUCUUUGACGACUUCAGGGAGGGGUACUCGUGGCUGCGCUACAACACCCCCGAGGACGCCAUCGUUGCCAGCUGGUGGGACUAUGGGUAUCAGACAACAGCCAUGGCAAACCGCACUGUUCUGGUGGACAACAACACUUGGAACAACACCCACAUUGCCACAGUUGGCAGGGCGAUGGCGUCGCCGGAGAAGCAGGCUUGGGAGAUCUAUCGGGCGCUGGAUGUGACGCAUGUGCUGGUCAUCUUUGGAGGCUUCAUUGGGUAUCCGAGUGAUGACAUCAACAAGUUUCUUUGGAUGGUCCGCAUUGGCGGUGGUGUGUUCCCUGACAUCAAGGAGAAGGACUUUCUGGGAGAGGGUGGCUACCGUGUGGAUUCAAAGGCAGGGAAGGCGUUGUUGGACUGCCUCAUGUACAAGCUGUCUUACUACCGGUAUGCAGAGGCUUCACUGAUGACCACCGGUCAACUGGGCUUUGACCGCGUGCGGAAUGUUCAGAUUGGCAAGAUGGACGUCUCUUUGGAGUACUUUGAGGAGGUGUUCACAUCUGAGCACUGGAUGGUCCGCAUCUACAGAGUCCUUGACAAGCCCGCCAGGGAUGGCAAGCUGCCCAACCCUCGAAGCACACGAGGCAAGCCACGGAAAAGCAGUCCUUCAUGAGUUUUGAUUUGGUAUAUUGUCUUGACAGUAUCAGUGUGGUUCUUUGCAUUGACCGUCAAUGUCGGACAUAGGGGGCUGGCAGUCAUGUGACCUGGUCUCUUCUGGUAGGCACUCUGGCAAGGGCGUUCCCUGCAGAUACACGGCAGGAGGACAAGCACACUACCUGCUUAUAAAUUGCAUCUGGCAGAAUGUAAGCCAUCAUCACUGGGC
Molecule: messenger RNA, 2476 nt
Organism: Coccomyxa subellipsoidea C-169
Lineage: Eukaryota; Viridiplantae; Chlorophyta; Trebouxiophyceae; Coccomyxaceae
Product: STT3 subunit of Oligosaccharyl transferase
Exons: 15
Coding region: 101-2266 (721 amino acids)
Cellular component (GO): membrane
Molecular function (GO): oligosaccharyl transferase activity
Source: RefSeq, a predicted model, not a curated record